Messenger RNA from Lentinula edodes (shiitake mushroom), 1062 nucleotides. RefSeq lists its product as uncharacterized. The record is from RefSeq and is a predicted model, not a curated record. The coding region runs from base 44 to 835 and encodes 263 amino acids. The transcript has 6 exons. Lineage: Eukaryota; Fungi; Basidiomycota; Agaricomycetes; Agaricales; Omphalotaceae.
AUGACACCUUCAAAUACUGCCGGUACGCACACUGGCUUCUUCUAUGCGUCUUUUCCUAACUACAAUCACAGGGUCUUCAAUUACACGCACAAUGAUGAGGUCGUCAAAUGGUUAUCCGGUGGUUCAUGCACCUGUUCCCAAUUACAUGGGACCUUACGCAAACUUUGCAAGCGGGGGUGGUGUCGGUUCCAUUGGUAAUGCUGUGCACCACUCUGACCAGGCGCUGUUGCAUGGUGGGGGGAGUAACGUUCCCUCCAUUGAUACAGGCGUUGCACCUUAUAUCAACAAUGCAAACAUCAUGAACGGGCCAACCAACAUCCGCAACGGCGUCCAUAGCAACGGCGUCAAUAACGCGCCAUUCCCAUUCUUGAACACAAUCAACCAACCGACUGACUUCAAUCCCGGGGCUUCCUCCAAUGGCAUCACCUCCGAUACCCAGAAUUUCACAUCAGGCUAUAUGGCGCAAUAUAUGACCUCUUCUCAUGUUGAUGGUCAAACUCCGUCGUCAACGAUGGUCGCAAAUACUGCGGAGCCUCUGAACCCCCAGGUUCUUACCAGUCGCGUUCAACUUCGGUCGCCAUUCCAUGGAUCCGCUAAUGUAAACAAUACCGCCUUGCAGCAACAACUCUUUACACACGAAGCGGAAUUCAUAACUGAUGUCAAUCCACCCAGCCCUAGGUGUUCUCAACCACCCUUUCCUCCAAAUGAGGAACCGCGCUCAAACAUCGUUAUGCCCAACUUCGAGUGGGAGGAUGAUUCAAUCGCCAAAAGCCCUUUGGUUAUCUCAAAACGUAAACGUAGUGUGUCUUCUGUUACUCCGACAAUCCUUGCUUAACAUAUACUUAACCCAACAGAAACGCGCACGUUCCCCGAUAUGCGCACAUCUUCCGCGGUGAACACGACAGUGAAUCGCAGUAGUCCUGACCACAGCAGUACCAUUGGUAGACCAGCUGUUUCACAGGCCCAAGUACCGACCGUGCCUUAUACGACCGACAGUUACCCAAACAACGCAGGUCCUGCUUCUGCGCGACCACUCAGCGCUUAUCACACAACAGGCGAACA